AUGCUCCUCUCACGCCUCCUCCCCCUCAUCCUGUCCCUAACAGGCACGGUCCUCUCCGCCGUCAUCCCGGAGACAGACUACGAUGUCAUCGUCGUCGGCGGUGGUCCAGCAGGUCUUAGUGUACUGAGCGGUCUUGCCCGUGUCCGCCGCAAGGCAGUCAUCUUCGACUCGGGCCACUACCGCAAUGAUCCCACGCGGGAGAUGCACGAUGUUAUUGGGAACGACGGAACACCCCCAGCCGUCUUCCGCGCCGCAGCCCGCGCCCAGAUCUCAAACUACAGCACGGCCUCCUUCAUCGACAACGAAGUCAUCUCCAUCACACCCGUAAACCACACGAACGCCACGACCUUCUUCCGCGCAACGGACUCCACUGGCGCCGAGUACACAGCUCGCAAGGUUGUCCUCGCAACCGGCCUCGUCGACGUCCUCCCCUCAACCCCAGGCCUAAUCGAGGGCUUCGGAAAGGGGAUCUUCUGGUGCCCCUGGUGCGACGGGUACGAGCACCGCGACCAGCCGUUCGGGAUCCUAGGAACCCUCCCCCACAUCGUAUCCAGUGUGCUCGAAGUCUCCACGCUAAACAGCGACAUCAUCGCCUUCGUCAAUGGCUCCUACACGGACGAGUACGUGUCCGCCCUGGAAAGCAGCUCCCCCGACUGGCAGGCGCAGAUGAGCGCGUACAACGUCUCCAUCGACAACAGGACGAUUGAAUCCUUUGAGCGGAUCCAGGACGGCGGCGCCAACCGCAACGACCAGGGGCAGCAGUUUGAUAUCUUCCGCGUGCACUUUACGGAGGGCGAGCCCGUUGAGCGGAAUGCGUUCCUGACGAACUUUGAGACGGCGCAACGCUCGUCUCUCCCGUAUGACCUUGGGCUGGUGAUGCAGAGCGGUAAGAUUGAUACGAGCAUCAACCCGGGUAUGAGGACGAGUCUGCCGGGUGUGUUUGCUGUUGGCGAUUGUAACUCCGAUGGGAGCACGAAUGUGCCUCAUGCUAUGUUCAGUGGAAAGCGAGCGGCGGUUUUUGGGCAUGUUGAACUGGCUCGCGAGGAUAUGGCUGCUGCUAUCUCGAAGCGCUCGCUGUCGACUAGGGCUCUGCACAAGGAGGCCGAGAGGGCCAUGGGUGAUGAGAUGGAGAAGCUCUGGGCGAAGAUCAAGGCGUAA
Aspergillus mulundensis is the source of this 1158-nucleotide messenger RNA. RefSeq names its product NAD(P)/FAD-dependent oxidoreductase. Lineage: Eukaryota; Fungi; Ascomycota; Eurotiomycetes; Eurotiales; Aspergillaceae. Gene Ontology annotation, molecular function: oxidoreductase activity. The transcript has 3 exons. The coding region runs from base 1 to 1158 and encodes 385 amino acids. The record is from RefSeq and is a predicted model, not a curated record.